Molecule: messenger RNA, 3204 nt
Organism: Hemicordylus capensis (graceful crag lizard)
Lineage: Eukaryota; Metazoa; Chordata; Lepidosauria; Squamata; Cordylidae
Product: solute carrier organic anion transporter family member 1B3-like
Exons: 16
Coding region: 178-2298 (706 amino acids)
Biological process (GO): transmembrane transport; sodium-independent organic anion transport
Cellular component (GO): membrane
Molecular function (GO): protein binding
Source: RefSeq, a predicted model, not a curated record
CAUUUUCUGCCUAGAUAAUUGUUAAUUCCAUAGAGAAGCGCAUGGAUUUCUGUGGAGGGGGCGGGAUGGUCGUGCACAAGAAGAGAGGAAACUGAAGUGCCCAACAGCAUAUGAAAUGAUACCAUAGCUACAGCUCAGUUACUCAUGACCCAGGGAAUUCACCCAAGCUAAGGAAUCAUGACACUGGAGGACAUGGACCCAGACAACACGAAUGGAUCAGUACUGAAAAUGGAACCCAUUGCUCAGCCUUUGGAGGAUGAAACCAGCAAGGAACUACCAGCCAAGACAAAAACAUCAUGCUGCACAGGGCUGAAGGCCUUCUUUGCUGCCCUAGCAUUCAUCUUCUUCAGUAAAGUAUUUACCGGGGCCAUCAUGAAGAGUUCCAUCACGCAGAUGGAAAGGAGGUUUGGCAUUUCCUCCUCUACAGUUGGCUUCAUAGAUGGAGGCUUUGAAACAGGUAAUCUGUUGGUGAUCUCAUUUGUAAGUUACUUUGGAGCAAAACUUCACAGGCCAAGAAUAAUUGCCCUCGGCUGCUUUAUCAUGUCCCUUGGGAGCAUUUUAGCAGCAAUGCCUCACUUCAUCAUGGGACGUUAUAAAUAUGAAACCAUUUAUCCGGCAUCAGACAAUUCAACAUUUGGAAUCUCUCCCUGCUCAGCAGAUCAAGCACUUAAGGAAUCAAAAAGGAUUCCAGGGUUAGGCUGUGAAAAGGAGGAUUCUUCUUAUGCAUGGAUUGCUGUCUAUAUUGGGAACAUUUUACGUGGAAUAGGUGAAACACCAAUAACUCCACUGGGUAUCUCAUACCUGGAUGAUUUUUCUAAAGAAGAAGAUACACCUAUGUAUAUAGGUGGUUUGCACACCAUAGCAAUGAUUGGUCCCAUCGGUGGUUUCCUCUUGGGGUCUCUAUUAGCCAGAUUGUACGUCGACAUUGGUUUUGUGGAUUUGGGCACAAUCACCAUAACUCCAGCUGAUUCCCGUUGGGUAGGCGCAUGGUGGCUCGGCUUUUUAGUUGCUGCCGUCCUCAAUCUGACAGCCGCCAUCCCCUUCUGCUUCCUGCCGAAAAGUCUGAACAAGGACGGAGAGAACCCUCAUAGCAAGACAAAAACGGCCACAGUGACCAUGGAUGGUGAUCAACAGCAAAUACAGAAGUCCGAAAGUCAACAAGGAGUGGACUGGGCAGGAAAACUUAAAGGUUUCUUUAAGUCUCUGAAGAGAAUAUUCGGUAACAAAAUGUACUUUGUAUUACUGUGUUAUUCACUGCUGCAGUUUAGCAGUUUUAUUGGUUACUUGACAUAUAAUCCAAAAUACAUGGAGCAGCAGUACGGCCAGACAGCAUCCAAGUCUAACUUUAUAACAGGUGUAGCUGUCUUACCAGUUGUGAGUAUUAGUAUCUUCCUAGGAGGGUUCAUCAUGAAAAAGUACAAAUUAAGCAUCGUUUCUGCAGCAAAAAUGGCAUUUUUAUCAGCUUUUAUGGCAUUCCUCAUUUCACUUCUUUACAUUGUUGUGGGCUGUGAGAACCGAACAGUGGCUGGAUUAACAGUAUCCUAUGAUGGACAACCAGUUGCACGGGGCACAAUUCCGUUAUCUUCAGCCUGCAAUGCCAACUGCACCUGUGCCACAAACCAGUGGGAUCCCGUCUGUGGAGCCAAUGGAAUCACAUAUGUGUCAGCAUGUUUUGCUGGAUGCAAAAACACAACAGGAUCCCAGAAAGACACAGUUUUUCAUAACUGUGACUGCAUUGAAAAGGCAGAUUUUGCAACAAGAAAUUCCUCUGCAGUUUUGGGAGAAUGUCCAAGAAGUGACGGCUGCACAAGAAAAUUUAUUUAUUUUGUAGCAAUAAAAAUUCUGAGUUCAUUUUUCUAUGCAUUGGGAGGGACACCCCUUUACAUGGUCAUGAUUAGAUGUGUACCUCAAGAGCUGAAAUCCCUCGCAAUUGGCAUUAACAUCCUCAUUAUGAGAGCGCUGGGCGGGAUUCCAGCCCCAGUUUAUUUUGGUGCAGUGAUUGACCUGACCUGCUUGAAGUGGGCAAGCACUGGCUGUGGGCAACAGGGAGCAUGCAGGCUCUAUGAUUCUACAGCGUACAGAUAUUAUUUCCUUAGUCUAAUUUAUGGCUUAAGGGCUCCAGCCUUUCUGCUGGGAUUAGUGUUUUUCUUGCUUGUAAAGAAACAUUUUGGAGGAAAAGGCACCCCAACCCCUGAAAAUGGAAAGAAAGAAGAUGUUCCUUUGAAUGAAGAAGCAAAGUCAAAUGGCAAUGAACUCGUGGUACGCCCUUCAGAUGGAGACAAAGACUCUUGCAUCUAGGAAAAAUAUCCAGAAGCCUAUAUUUAGGGCCAUUUAGAGCUCUGCUCACAUCCAGAGCCUCCUACAGUUACAUUAAAACUCAAAUAAAAAUGGUGGGAGAUUCAAUCAUGCAUCACUACAUAUAACAUGUAGUUUGGCCCUGAAUCCCAACCCAGAUACUUUGCAGUACCCCUGCUAAUGGGACAAAGAGUCCUCUUUUAAAGGGAUGGCUCUCUUCUGUUUAGUAGAGGGCAAGCAACCAGUGUUCCCUCUAACAGGGAAUGCCAGAGGUUGUUGACUACAACCCCCAUAAUCCAAAGGCCAUUGCAGCUGGGGAUGCUGGGAAUUGUAGUCAACAAUAUCUGGGAAUCCCUGUUAGAGGGAACAGUGCAAGCAACUGUUCCUAUUCAACCCCAACAAAGCAUUCCUCCAGUGGUUGUUCCUGGUGUCUAUCUACCUUCUGUUUCUGUUUUAGAUUGUUAGCCCUUUGGGGACAGGAAACCUCCUCCUCUUCUUCCUCCAUAAACUGCUCUAAGAGCCGCCUUCUUCUUCUUCUUCUUUUGCUGAAAAGUGGUAUAUAAAUAGCAACAGCAGCAGCAAUAAUAAUAAUAAUAAUAAUAAUAUAGCUAAACAGUAUGUUGCUAAAAAUUUCCCCAGAGCUGAGUUUAAGGGCCUUUUCACACAUUACAUGACAGCAAACUGAUUUGUCAGUGAGUUGCAUCCAACUGGGUCUUCCUGAUGCAUGUGCCUGUGUUCAUGAGUUGGAGACAAAGACUCUUGCAUCUAGGAAAACAAACUAAUGAGUUCACAAAGUUUUUGUUUGUUGCAUUUAUUCAUGACCUUUCUUGGUGUAUGCUUAAACAUCUGUAUUGUGCCACAUAAAAAUGUGAUGUGUGAAUUGAUUAAAUGUCAAAAUGAUGAUCAAAA